AUGCACAACGACCUGGAGCAAGAGGGCGUGGACUCACACCCCUAUCGCGAUGAAGAAAGCACUUUGACGCAAAAUGGGGAGGAAGGAUCUCACGCUGCUCAUGAUCUCUCCAUGAUAGAGGAAGUCUCGUCAGACGUUGAAAAGUCGUCGGGUCGGCAAGCACGCGGCAAGAGGGGCUGGAACAACAGCAAAAGCCCAUUUUUCGAAACAUUUCCCUCCGACGAAGAUGAUGUUUUUGUCGAAACUGGAAACGGCGCUCUCGACGCGCUCCGCGCCGGGAACUUGCAGCGCGCGCGCAACCAACAGCAGGCCAGUCCAUCAGGCCGCAUCGUCCAGCGUCGGUACGCCGGACGAUUCAGCUUUUAUGGUGAUGACGAUGACUUUGCCACGGAUAUCCCUCGUCGGCUUGAGUCUUCGCUUCCAAAGUCUUCGACUUUUGUGCUCGAUCUUCCUGCGCCGCGAGAUGCGCACUCCUCCCGUGCUUCGCGGCGUGCUUCAGGGCCUAACCAGACGCCUACCAAAGGUCGUCGCGGCCGAUUCGCUAUCCACAGCGAGCUCACAGCUUCUGAGAAACAUCGUCUCAGUGUCGGAACUGCCCCAAAGAUUCUCGAGAGAGAUUCUCCGAUGGCUGCUUCGCAUGAUCACAGCCGAGGCAACUCGGACGCGAGCACGCUCCGCAUGGGAAAUGGCAUCUACCCACCACCCUUGAAAACUCUCGAUCGACAGGGGUCACGGAACGACGAGGAACACAGCAUUCAAGACUCUGAAAUGAUCUCCAACACUGAUGCGAAUGAUGACGUCCAGCGCCGUCGUUCUCGAAGCAACGCGUCCAGCGGCUCGACGUUGACUGUCGAUGGCAUCCUUUCGUCUGAGGAAGAAGGCUCAAGAAUGUCAACACACGUCCCUGACAAUGAGGCUCAGAGCGAUAACAUCAAUUUCAGUAGCUGGAAAACGUCGGCCGAGGUAGCCCUACCUCAGCUGAGUCUUCUACCUCCUGCCAGCAUCUCCACCCGUCAAGGGCCUUUUGUGUGGUCUCCAGGCAAGCAACAUCUAGUCCGUCGGGACGGAGAUCUUCAGUUCGAGCAGACGGUAGACACUCCUCUUCUCGUCCCUGGACCCAAGUCUGCCCGUAAUCAAGGCGGUCCUCACGGCUUUGGCGACAACAUUUACCCCGAGGAAUGGGUCGAGGCUGGCGAGCUGGGCGAAGGAUUGUACCCUCCCGGCAACCAUCACGGCCUCUCGGACCCGUUCUCCUCCUCCAGUGCUGUCUCGCAUGGGGCUGGCAUAGUUGAUGGAGUUGCAGGUCUCAAAGUCGCUGUCGUGGACAAUGCUUUUACUCCUGAGGCGCUCCGGCGAGGUCAGCCUGGUGCGCAGGCUGCCGCCCAGCGAAAUCGGCUGCUCAGCCCAUUCUACAACCAUCUGCAGCAGCUCGCGGUUCUUUCCCGCAGUGAAGGUACUGAUGACGACGCAUUCGAAGUCGGUAGAAGGGCAGGAUCCGCAGCCAGUGAUGGCAGUGACAGUGCCACCCUUUACACGCAGAAUGGUUUGCUCCCCGAAGCCAUCGAGUCUCCCGCAGCACAUGUCCUACAGGAAUAUGAGACUUCCAGCAAAGGUGGUAGUGUCGACCAGGAUUCCCAUCUGGAACUCAGCUUGGGCUACUCCGAGCGCCCAACUCGUGAUGCAUACCUUAUGAAGAAAUCUACCCAGUCUGAUGCUCCUGUCGCUAUGGGCGGUUGCACGUUCAACACGCGCGACUGGGGCGACUACGGCAGUGCACUCGUUGACCAUGCCCCUGAGAAGGCGGCGCCCAAGAUCCCCGGCUGUACCGCUGGCCAGACCUCGAACAAGAACUGGAAACUUACAGGGCCCGUUCUUCAAGCUUACAACGCUAUGAGAGGCUCUCGGAUGGCCGCGGGUGACCCCAUGGGUACGUGGGUCGGUGUGAAGCUGCAAGAGGGUCUCAUGAAGAAAUUGCCAGAAGGCAAGGAAAAGGAGCAGGCUCCCGACUUCAACGUCCAAGGCCUGCAGAAAUUCACGGCCGAAAUUGCAGAAACCCUUCAGGAGCGGCCGUCCAUCGACAAGGCCGCCCGUCAGGAGGUUGCCAGCGUGCCGCGCCCACAGUAUCAGCACAUCAAUCCGCCCAAGGGCUUCAAAUAUCCCGCGCACCUAGCCUCAUCCAUCCACGGCAUCGCCUCCGAGAGCUUUGACAGAAACUUUGAGGAGGAGUACGAUAUCUCUGAUGACGAGGGCGACCCGCGCGAUGGCCGCAUCUCCCCCUGCACGUUCCGCGCCUUGGCCGAGGGCUGCACUCGCUGGGAGGAACCCGGCAAGACACUCAUCCAGAUGCCCCCGAACACAAAGAGACUCCGUCCCAAGACACCCCCUGGCGGAUCGCAGUUGCAGAUGCCUCCCGACCGCAUGGCACACAACUUCACCUGGCAGAAGGACAUCGAGGACGGCGACGCACUGUCUCCGAUGUACAGCCUACCCUCGGAGCCGUCCAUCGUCUACACGCCCCCGGGCCUCCACCCAAAGGCACAGAUCCGCAACUGGUCGACCAACAUGUACGACCGCAUGGAUCCGCUCAUGGCCAAACGCCUCCGCGACGCCCAGGAUGCCGACGAGAGCGACGCUGACGCCCAGGACGCCGUCGAAGCGGCGGCCCCUCCCGCGAGCACACCGCCCACGGCUUCAUCGGAAAACAGACCCUACACGCAAACCGAGGUCGCCGCAGCCCUGACGUCGCCGCAGUCACGGACGCUUGCCGGCAUCCCCGCCUCGGCGGCCGAGGGCGUCGUGGCCCAGCGCUGGCAGACGGUGGGCCUCUGGCGCGCGCAGGAGGAGACGCUCGCGCGGCGGUGCGACGCCGAGCUCACGCCGCAGCUCGCGGCCACGCGCGCACAGCUGCGCAGCGUGCGAGCUGGCGUCGACGUCAUUCUCGCCGCGCGGGAGGCCGCGGCCAGCUCGAAGCUUGCGAGGCAGAACAGGCGCAUUCUGCGGCAGGUGAGCGGCCAUUUGAAGGAUGUCAAGUAUCAGCUCAAGCUGAGGAGCCAGACGCUCGGGGAGACACGGGCCGUUCAUGAUCGGCUUGAGCGGGAUAUCCGGGAUGUGCAGCAAGGCAUCGACAAGGAGCUCCAGAGGGCUGGUUUGAAGGAUAUUGAGGCUGUCAGGGCCGAGGUUGGAGAGGAGGUUUGGGAGCGGUUGGUGCGUGAUGCUGAGGCAGAGGAGUGA
Verticillium nonalfalfae is the source of this 3231-nucleotide messenger RNA. RefSeq lists its product as uncharacterized. NCBI's taxonomy places the organism in Eukaryota, Fungi, Ascomycota, Sordariomycetes, Glomerellales, Plectosphaerellaceae. The record is from RefSeq and is a predicted model, not a curated record. The transcript has 4 exons. Bases 1 to 3231 code for a protein of 1076 amino acids.